AUGUCGUGGAAGUCGUCAGAGAGACUGAUGGACACCAUCCGGCAUUAUGCCAAGUUUCCCGCCACGGGCGUGAGCCUGCGCCAGAUGGUGCAGUUUGGUGACAAGCCAUCCAUAGGCACCUUAUUCCGCGCCUCACAAUUCUUGGCCGAGGAGUUGCCAAUCCGCCUUGCGCAUCGUGUCCAGGAACUAGAUGACCUGCCUGAUGGAUUAAACGAGAUGCCGUCUGUCAUGAAAGUCAAAGAUUGGUACGCUCAGUCGUUUGAGGAAAUCACACAGCUUCCUCGGCCAAAUCUGAGCAAAGAAAUUCGCGAUCGUCUCAUGAAGCCUACCAAGGGCAACGGCCGCCAUAUCCAACGACUCUCCGACGCCACACCCAAUCCCUCCAUCGACGAAGGAGACUCUUCUGGCUGGGGCGGGCUGACAAAUUCCAGCAACGGCAACGGCAAGGCAAAGUCGCUGUCAAGGAGAUAUUUCGCCACUGUUGAUGAUACGGGUGAUUGGCCUGCUGACCUGCAGCUUUACAAUCAAAGAUUUGCGCAAACCCUUCACACAAUAAAGCGGAGACACGAUGGAGUUGUCACCACAAUGGCUCAAGGCAUCUUGGAGUACAAGCGCCGACGUCAGCGAAUGCAGAUUGAUGGUACCAUACAAUCAUUCCUCGACCGAUUUUACAUGUCGCGUAUCGGAAUCAGAAUGCUCAUCGGGCAACACAUUGCUCUCACCGACCAAAGUCACCACCGCGAUCCAACCUAUGUCGGCGUGAUUUGCACAAAGACCAACGUGAAAGAUCUCGCGCAAGAGGCCAUCGAGAACGCGCGAUUCGUUUGCGAGGACCAUUACGGUCUGUUUGAGGCUCCCCGUAUCCAGCUGGUCUGCAACCCCAAUCUGGAUUUCAUGUAUGUCCCGGGACACUUGUCACACAUGCUCUUCGAAACUCUUAAGAAUUCGCUUCGUGCUGUGGUUGAGACGCACGGGAUGGACAAGCAGGAGUUUCCCGUGACCAAGGUCAUUGUGGCCGAGGGCAAAGAAGACAUUACCAUCAAGAUCUCUGACGAGGGCGGUGGCAUACCACGAAGCGCUAUUCCGUUGGUCUGGACGUACAUGUAUACAACUGUCGACCGCACGCCCAACUUGGACCCUGAUUUCGACAAGAGCGACUUCAAAGCUCCCAUGGCUGGCUUCGGCUACGGCUUACCUAUUUCAAGACUGUACGCAAGAUAUUUUGGCGGCGACUUGAAGUUGAUUAGCAUGGAAGGCUACGGAACAGAUGUGUAUCUUCAUCUGAACCGCCUGUCGUCAUCUUCAGAGCCGCUACAGUAG
Messenger RNA from Metarhizium brunneum ARSEF 3297, 1320 nucleotides. RefSeq names its product [Pyruvate dehydrogenase (acetyl-transferring)] kinase (gene pkp1). Gene Ontology annotation, biological process: protein phosphorylation; regulation of glucose metabolic process. Gene Ontology annotation, cellular component: mitochondrion. The record is from RefSeq and is a predicted model, not a curated record. Gene Ontology annotation, molecular function: pyruvate dehydrogenase (acetyl-transferring) kinase activity. NCBI's taxonomy places the organism in Eukaryota, Fungi, Ascomycota, Sordariomycetes, Hypocreales, Clavicipitaceae.